Molecule: messenger RNA, 11367 nt
Organism: Exaiptasia diaphana
Lineage: Eukaryota; Metazoa; Cnidaria; Anthozoa; Actiniaria; Aiptasiidae
Product: TPR and ankyrin repeat-containing protein 1
Exons: 23
Coding region: 353-10972 (3539 amino acids)
Molecular function (GO): ATP binding; protein binding
Source: RefSeq, a predicted model, not a curated record
UGUUUCUGAAUAUUGUGACGUAUAUCCGGUCGAUUUSYCCCAAAAUUUCUAGGUGCGAGGCACAGCUGGAGACGCGCGCGGGUCGAAAGUUCCAGGAACGUUGAACCUAUGGAUGAUGAGAACACCGUAAACUUCUAAGAAAUCGUCUUCAAGAAAAAAAACAAAAGAUGUAGAUCGUUGCURUUGUGACGUGUAGGUGCUGAUUUAUUGUUUUUCUUGGAAAUGUUUUAAUGAAAUGGUCUGAAYCAGUGAGUUCAAUGCGAAAUCAACUGGAAGCAUGGCUUCUCUAUUGGCUUCAACCGAAUAAGGAAGUUAUUGUUGAACAAACGCAAGAACCUCUUGAAUUCUGAAAAUGGAUCCACAUUUACGAGCAUGGAURGCRCAGGUGCUUGAGCCAAUUGAGAUAGCCAUGAAAUAYGGGCAAUAUCMAGAAGCCUUAUUYUACAUCCAACAGGCAUUCAGGUCAAUGCCUCAACCACCACCACAGUUGCUAGUGGGGAAUGUUUUGCUGUACUCUGCAGAAUGUAACUGGCAUCUUAAUAACCACAACCGUUGUCUAGAUGAAUUAGUUCAAGCUCAUCAAUUSAUAGCUCCAGCUCCUUCUGAUCGAAAGGAAAGUUUUAAUAARUGGAUCCAUAGAACUGAAAAGCUCUUGGAUCUCAGUUCUCCAUGUGCAAAGGACCUUGCCAASUUUUGUUGGAAUUUUCUUGCAAAAGAUCAAAGAGAACAAGCACAGUGUUCUAUUUUUCUUGGCCUCAUUUGUGGUGCAGAGGAUUUGAUUCAGCAAGCAUAUUCCAUGAAUAGGAAAGUGUUUGAGGAAUAUCUAUCACACUGGAAAGGUUCUGGUAUUAAAGCAAUGCAAAGGAAAGAAUACCCAGUAGCAAAACAGUUACUUCAAAGAGCAUUAAUGCUAAUACAAGUUGAUACAUAUAUUGAAGCACGCAGAUCCAUUCUUAGUCACUUAGCUACAGUUCACUUCCACUUAAGAGAAUAUAAAUUAGCCCUUGAGGCUGGUCAGCUAUUAUCAAACCUGGAAGGUUUUCCAAGUGCUGAUGAGGAUGAAGCCAACAGAUGGAAAGACAGAGGAAAGAAACUUUUCCAGGAAAAGAACUUUGAAUUGACACUUCAGUUCUACACAUUGGCUAUUGAGUUUACACCACAGGGUUCUAAGUUCAAGGAACUACGCUCAACACUUCUAGCUAAUCGUUCUGCAACUUACUGCAAGCUGKGSAAAUUUCGGGAAGCAUUUCAAGAUGCUAAUUUAAGUGUAAAACACAACCCUAUUUGGUCCAAGGGUCACUAUCGGUUAGGGACAAGUUUGGUUGGUCUCAGAAUGUAUGGUGAAGCCUGUGAAGCAUUCUCUAAAGCAUUGCAUUUUGCUGAUGAUCCUAAAGAUAAGAUGGAUGUUCUUCUUCAGAUCAUAAAUUCUGCACUGAAUAUUCCUUCGGGWUUGGAAGGUGUCCAAGUAAAAAUCCCAAUGCCACUAGUGCAGGGCUUAGUCAAUCAUUUUGUAGAAAAGAAAGAUUGGGAGAAACUAGGGUUUCUCUUCUUAGGAGGAAGUGGAAUACCACUGCACAUUCAUGGCCAGGGUGGACUAGCAACAGGAUGUAAUGCUUCUUGUGUUCCAUUAGAGCUUAUUGUUAGUGCGACUAUCAAGAACGUUAACCUCCCAAACUUUGUUGAAGCUUURAUAAAGAAUGGAGCUCCAUUCAAAGGCUCACCUGGUUGUUCUGAAUCACCACUGAAAAUUGCUACUAGAAGGAAAGAUCAGAAACUUCUUGAUGUCUUGCAGAAGUAUGACAAGAGUAAUGCUGUCAACUUGCUUGAAAAAGGAAAAAGUGCAUUUGAUCAGAAAGAUUUCAGAAAAGCCAUUAACUUGUUGAGUACAGCUGUUAAAGGGGAACUGAGUCCAAGCCAGUUUUUACUGGCCUACCAUCUGUUAUCUGAUUCAUAUUAUGAAAUGAAAGACUACCAAAACUGCAUUGACUAUGCCUGGAAAGCAUUCAAAAAUGAUCCUCGGCAAUUCAAGGAAUAUGCUGAAAAGUGGAAGAACCGUGGUAAUGUCUUGCUUGAAUUGAAGCUCUACAAUGUGAUGACUGAAUUCUAUUCAUUAGCCUUACAAUAUGCACCUACUAGUUGCACUGACAUGCGUGCUGCCAUAUACAGCAAUAGAAGCAUGGCUUAYGUCAAUCAACAGAAGAUGAAAGAGGCUAAAGACGAUGCGCAACACUGUAUCAAACUUAAAAAGAYUUGGUUCCGUGGUUAUAGCCGACUAGGUGCUUGUUGGGCAGCAGAAAUGCGAUACGAUGAAGCAAUAAACGAGUAUUGCAAAGGCAUCCAUGCGGUUAAAACAGACAAUGAAAAAUCWAAUCUUUUGACAGAGAUCMUAACUGCAUGUGUGAAACUUCCUGAUGUCAUCAUCACGUUACCAAUAAACAUUCCAACCAAGCUGAUGAACAGUGUUGUCAAACAAGCUGUGAAGGAUAAAGAUGUGAUCAAGCUUAAAAGACUUUUUGUGGAAAAAAGAUACUGUUUACCAGGUUUAAGGGAGCCUCAGUGUCUGGGGAACGCUUGUGAUUCUGUAUCGUGUAUACCAUUGGAGAUGAUCAUAGAGUCCGGAAUAUCUGAGAAAGAUCGACUGAUUGAGGAACUUCUUUUGCGUGGGGCUUCUGCUAAUGGCCUCGGUAGUUCUCGCCAACCACCAGUUUGUCUGGCCUUGAACGAACGUAACUAUAAGACGGCAGUAGCACUGCUACGACAUGGCGCCAACCAUCAGGUUAUACUAAAGAACAGACGAGAACCCUUCGAUCCAAAGGCUCAACAUCUCAUUCAAUGGCUAAACCUAGGUCGUARAGCGUUCAGAAACAAUGAGUUCUCAAGAGCUGAAACGUAUUACUCUCUUGCUUUGGAGUAUCCUGAAGCUGCCAAAGACAAAUCAGCACAAAGCGAGGCAUUGAAAGCUUUGUCAGAUAUAUGUUUUGAACAAAGACAAUAUGAAGAAUGUAUGAUAAAAGGCAAAGAGUGUUUUAAAGUAAAUCCUCAAAAGUCAGAGAGCGAAGCACAGAAAUGGCAAAAGCGCGCUGGUGUUCUAGUUGACAAAGAAAUGUAUCCCAUGGUUCCAAGCUAUCUUACACAUGCCAUGAAUUACGCUCCUCCAAGUAAUGGGCAGUUGCGAUUCGAGUUGCUUUGUUCACGAUCCGAUGCUUACAGAAAGAUCAAAGACUAUCAGCAAGCAAUCGAGGAUGGUAACAAUGCUACCAAGAUAAARCCCGGAGAGAUUCAGGGUUAUAGGUGCCUUAUUCACUGUUACAAGACGCUAGAUCGUCCUAGCAAGACUCUUUUGGCUCUAUGCAACUGUCUUAAGGCUGUUAAUAUCAGUCCAGAUGAAAGGCACACGUAUUUCGUUGAGGCAUUAAACAUUGCAGCUUCCCUACCCGAAGGUACAACUGCCUUGAAAGUGGAGGUGCCACGAGCUACAUUACAGCAUAUACAUGAUGUAGCUGUUCAGUCAGGGAAUUGGGAGCAAGUUCGUCUUCUUUAUUUGGGCGGUGGCGGACCACAGAAUUAUGAAGUACGGAAAGGAGGCUUGGGUACGAAUUGCAUCUGCUCAAAGAACGUUCCCGUGGAAGAUAUGGUGUCAGCAAGUUUUUCGUUAAAGUCUGAAACACUCGCAGCUGUUAUUGACCAUGGUGCAAAUGUUAACGGUCUUAGAGGCAACRCCAAUCCUUUGGAAAUUGCCGCAACUAAAAAGGAUGUUGAAACGAUUAAAGUCUUCGUAGAACGCGGAGCCAACCCCUGCAUUAAGAGUGAAGGUUUACCUUUGUUGCACAAAGAAGUCAAAAAAGCUAUGGAUACAGGAGAUUUGGAAGUGCUUCAAAUGCUUUUAACGUCCCCUCAUCCUGACGUCCAAAAUGUCCAAGAUUCCAAUGGGAAUACCUUGUUUCAUAUCCCUAUGACUGGAAAGAAAAACACUGAGAAGUGCAAAGUCUUGAGAUGUCUCAUUAACGCCAAAAUAAAUCCUGUUCUUCCGAAUAAACAAGGGAAGCAGCCAAUUGACUGCUGUAAUAAGAGAGAUGACCGCAAUAAAAUGCUUAAGAAGUUCAUGAAGGAGUACGUACCAAAGCCAGUAAAGGAGAGUAAACCCGUGAAUGUCCAAAAGGAAAGCAACAAUUAUAGCUGCAAUCCCAUGCAAUCAUUACCUAAAGAUACCUUGGACGAUAGACCAGCGCCUGAAGAAACCUCGGAAAAAAGAGCCCCACAAAAAGAUUCUUGGGAAGAUAAAGCUAUAGAGGACGUUGAGAACAAGACACCAUGCGAAAGGGUGACCGUAGAGGAGCCAAAGAUUCCCAUAUCCAAACGCAAAGUGGAUAUUAUAAAAACGAAAAAGAAAGAAGAUGAACGAAGGUACAUGUUGUAUCUUAUUGAACACUUGGAUAUAGAACUGAUAAAARCCGCUACCAAGGAGGACAGUCAUGUAGAAGACACAGCAGAUAAACUCAACGGUUUCGAAUCAGAACAUGAUCCUGGAGAACACGAUACUCUGGAAGAUGAUAUAGAUGCAUWUGAAGAAGAUGAAGUCCCAACUGCAAAUGGUGCAAAUGGAGAAAUUGAAMCUGGUGAUUUGGCAUCGCCAUUUGAAAACCUUACCUGGGAAGUGGAUUGCACCGAGAACGUGUGGAAGAGCAUGAGAAGCAGAAAGGUACCAGAAAAGACAAAAGAACAAAUUAUUCGUAAAAUUCGUAUGCUGGCAGAAGGACGUUGGGGCAARAAGCUGUGCAAAAGGCUUGAAGGCGAGGCUAAAGAGAAGGGGAUUCUUUUAUAUGAAUCAAGAAUUACCAGGAGUUCUAGAAUAUUAUGGGAGAAGWCGAUUGCCUUUUCUGCAAGAUGCAGUAAUGACCCAAAGCUUCGAUUGUCAGCAGGGGACCAAGGAUUAAUAUAUUCUGACAUAAUUCGUGUUUGGGACAUUGUKCUAGAUCACAAAGAUUUAGAGCAUAGAAUACAAAACAUUGUMAAAUCKCACGAUCGAGGUUCUCAUUGCAUCGUUAAAGCAGAAUUGAAGGGAAUGAAAAAACAGAAUCAAGGUGAAAGCCARUUGUCGCUUCCUUCUUACUAUCAAGAACGGAAGAUUACCCAAGAAAAACAACCAACUGUCCAKGACAAAAAUGGUGAUGUCCGUUUUUUYCCGCCAGCAAGUUCAGAAGACAACGAGUACCAUAUYUUGAAGUUUUAUUCCUUUACAUCGGCUUUGAUCGACACCUUACUAGACAAUGACCAAAAGAGUAAGAUCGACUUUCCAUUCAAAGUGACUGAGCUUGAGCAUGCUAUUAUCAACUUGAAGACAGAUAAACCACGUGCCAUCAUUCUACUUGGACGAAGUGGAACUGGUAAAACAACCUGCUGCCUUUAUCGUCUUUGGACUGAAUUUCAAGUCUACUGGGAGAGAGCAACCAAYGCAGGUCCGCACAUUCCCAAAUUUGUUCCAAGUGAAAUGACAAGGGAUGACGAUGAAGAGGAAGAGGAAGACUGUAAAGAUGAGGCGAGUUGUCCUUCAACCUCUGAUGAUUACCUACAGGGAGAACAUUCCCAUGACCAGUGCAGCUAUUCAUCAGAGCCAUCUGUAUCGAGCCAAGUAGAGUUUGUCUGGAAACCAUGCGAGUCAGAGGAGGUUGAGGAAACUGAAGAAAGCUCACCAGACGAAUACGAGCAUCUUCAUCAAAUGUUCAUCACAAAGAACACCGUCCUUUGUAGUGAGGUUCAGAAAAACUUUAAGGAACUGAAAAAUGCUUUCCCAGAAACCAAGCACUUGGUGAAGACUGACGAUUCUUUACCAAACCACAUUGAUGAAAUAGAUGAAGAGGCAUGGCCAUUGUUCAUCGGAUCCCGUGAUUGGCUGCUUCUGCUUGAUGCGUCGUUACCUGGGACAGCAUUCUUUAAACGUGGAAAGGAUGGAAGCUUGUUGGGAAAGAUUGAAGGUUGGGGCCAAGAAGAUACUCACCUUCAUUUUAUUCCAGACGAAGAURAUGAUGAUGAUGAACUCGAUGACAAAGUGGAACAGGAAGGAGCUAUUCCAGAAAAUGCAGAUCAGCAAUCCUCAAAGUCAGACAAAAAAAGUAGUAACAAGAGAGAAGUAACCUAUGAAGUAUUUAUCAACGAGCUUUGGCCAAAGAUGAAGAAAUCAGUGAAAAAUGACUUUCACCCAACUCUUGUCUGGACAGAAAUCAGAUCAUUUAUCAAAGGAUCUGCCGAGGCGCUGAAAACCAAGAAUGGUUAUCUUUCUUGUGAUGAGUAUGAAGAGCUUGGUCGGAAGAGAGCACCAAACUUUAUGGGGGACAGGUCCACUGUUUAUCAACUGUUUAAAAUCUAUCAAAACAUCAUUCGCAGCUCCAGAAAGAUGUUUGAUGAGGCAGACUUGGUAUACAAUUUGCACCAACGCCUGAUGAAGAAUCAAGACAUUGAAUGGUCUAUUCACAACAUUUACGUAGACGAGACACAAGAYUUCACUCAAGCUGAGUUGCAUCUVCUCAUUCUUUGCUGUCGAUUCCCAAAUCGGAUGUUCUUCACCGGAGAUACCGCACAAAGCAUCAUGAGAGGAAUAGCAUUCCGUUUUGAAGAUCUGAAAACAUUGUUCCAUGUCAUUAAAACGUCUGAUCUUAAGAGAUCUAAACGUGAGCUUGUYAGAGUCCCGCAUCGUCCUUACCAGUUAACUCACAAUUAUCGWUCUCAUGCAGGCAUUUUAAGGCUAGCUUCAAGYAUCGUGAAUCUUCUGCAGGACUACUUCCCUGAAUCGUUUGAUAGGCUUGAAAAGGAUUGUGGUCUGUUUGAAGGUCCGAAACCAGUUCUUCUAGAGUCUUGCAGCGUGACCGACUUGGCAAUGAUUUUGAGAGGRAAUAAAAGACAAGCUUCAAGAAUUGAAUUUGGAGCCCAUCAAGCAGUCCUKGUUGUCUCUGAUGAAGCUCGUGAAAAGAUGCCAGAUGAAUUAAAGUAUGGCUUGGUUCUGACCAUUUAUGAAGCCAAAGGYCUUGAAUUUGAUGAUGUUCUGAUUUACAAUUUCUUCAAGGAUUCUCACGCUAGAAAAGAAUGGAGAGUUGURACAAGYUACAUAGAAAAARGCCGCGCAGAGGCCUGUUCUGCCWCCACUGGACUUGUUCAAAUUCAAGAAGAAGAUCUAAAUCUGAGGUCUAGACCCCUUGAAUUCAAUCCSGAAAAGCACAAAGUCUUGAAUUCAGAGUUGAAGUUCCUUUACACUGCAAUUACCCGUGCAAGAGUGAAUGUAUGGUUCUUUGAUGAAGACGAAGAAAACCGUGCACCAAUGUUUGAGUACUUUCAACGACUUGACCUUGUACGUGCUAUCACAUUAGACGACCGAGAAGAGGGCACAACAGCUUUGUCAUCGAUGUUUGCAGAAGGCUCAACCGUUUCCGAAUGGAGAGACCAAGGACACUUCUUUUAUAACAAAAGCCUAUGGGAUGUAGCUGAAMGAUGCUUUACUUUUGGGAAUGAYGAGAUGAUGGUACGAAGAUGCAAGGCACAGAAACGAGCCCAGGAGGCAUUGCARAACCGAAGCAAUCCUAAACUCAUGAAGGAGAUGUUUUGCACUGCCGCUAAAGAAUUUUUGGACUGUGGUAUGCCAGCAGAAGCUGAGGUGUGCUUGUWUAAUUGUCGUGAGAAAGUGCUWCUUGCAAAUCUGUACAAAAAGAUGCAAMGGUUUGCAGAAGCUUCAAAACUUUUCCGUGCUGAAAAGUGUUAUGACGAAGCCAGUCAGUGUAUGGAAGAAAUAAACAAUUACAAUCAGGCAAUAGAAAUAUUUUGUGAGGGUAAYCUCUACGAGAAAGCGAUUCAAGUACUAGAGCGCUAUAACUCCUUAAAUGUCGAAAGAUCGCUGGAGAAUCAUGGAAUUGUCCCACCCAAACCAAACAGAACCAUUGAGCGCCUUUGCUACAAGCUGGCUGAGACGUACUAUAGUGAAGGCAGCAGACAAGAAAUGGAGGCGGUUUUACAGCGUCUUCCACCAGGAGACCGCAUUUCAUUUUUYAAGAAGCAUAACUGUGUUGAAGAAGCCGCCAGAGCAUUAGUUGAAGAUGAAAAGAAAGAAGAAGCAGCRAGAUUUCUUCAGCUACAUGGUCGCUUCAAAGAGGCGAUGAAAUAUUCAGAGGAUCCUAAAUUCCUUGCAGAUUGCAAUUUGUUUGAAGCUCGAUCAUUGAUCAUUUCAAAGAGAKAUGGAAGAAAGAUUGAUGUUAAAGCGGAAACAGUGGAGGAAUUGCUAGAGGAUGCUCUCAAGUACUACAAGAGGUGUAGUGACAAGAGUGGAGAAGGAGAGRCCAUGCUGCUCCUUGGACUGCAGCGUGACAAUAUCAGUGAUAUACAAGAGUCUGGAAAAGUCUUUUUCAACAAUAAUGAUGUUUGUGGAGAAGCUGAAUGUGUGAAGGAAAUGUUGGAAAGAGAUGCCGACCCAUUUUACUACAGGAUAUUCGUACGAUCCGUCGAAAGGUUCUUGGAAUUGAUAAUAAAUCUGCACAAGCCCCACACUCAACUUCGAGCAGACAAACAAAGGGAGAUUACUCUGUGCGAAAAAUUCUUUGGGCUUUACACAACACCAGACCAAAACGUCCGAAGGUAUUUUACCAGAACAUCUGAACGAUUUCAAGAUUUAUGUGAUAAUGAUGAUUUUAAUCAAGACGUUACAAGCAUACAGAAAGAUGUUAAUGUGAAGAUUGCCUACAAUACCCUUGCCAGCCACCUUAUGAAGAAAGCGAUCGGCCUUGUUCUUAAGACCACAAAAUUUCUUAGUUCUAAGUUAGAAGCUAUUGGACAGCCCUCUGGCCCAGCAGCCUWCAACGGAAGAUUUGAUAUACUGUUCAAUUGGGUUCAUUUGGAUGGAGCAGUAUUGAAGUUUCAGAACCAACUGAAACGAUUGAAAACCCCAAUAUCACAACUGUCAAUCGACCAUCUUUCAGGAAAGGAAAGCAAGUCGUACGUGUCUUGUAAUCUACUCUUUGAGUUUAUUUGGCCAAAAGCGGGACCUGACACUCUCCAACUUACUCAAGAUCAAAUCCAGAARAUCCGGAAACAUCAUGCAGUCAAAUCCAUGUUGAUGUCAUUUUGUGACUCUCUGUGCAAGAAGACAGAAUCCUUCCUAUCUAUUGAUGCUCUUCUUCAAAUUUCUUAUCUCAUGCAGAUCCUGGAUAUGCAUGACUGGAUGAAUCGAUUCCUCAAGGAAAAAGAACAGUCUUUCUUAACACACAUGACAAAAGCAGCAGGAAAAAAGAAAGGACAGCUGAUGCAUGAAAGCGGAAUGCURCAGUCUUCUGACCAAUCAUUUGAGAUCUUUUUCCGUCACUGGGAGAGAGGGAAAAAACAUCUCCACGUAAAUGGAUAUGUUAUUCAAUCCCUACAUGAAAUCUGUAGGCGUUUCCUGACGUACGCUGCCAAGCACCGUUCCUUGACAUACCCUUCCAUUGCCAAUACAGUGAUGAUACUAGAACAUCAACUUACAGUGGCUUUACUGAUGCUUAGCAGGUURAACUCUCGACUAUCGAAUUACUCGUCUUGCAUUCCUGAAAGCUAUCUUUCAAGGCUGAUAUUUGCCGACGGUGUCAACUGCACACACCGAAAGCAUUUGUUCUCAAUUCCAGCAGUUGAUGACUUUGCAAGAUCUCUUAACACUUUCAAAGAAGAGCAAAAAAGUCAAAGAGAUACACUCAGUCUUCUUAAUUACAUUGUCGACUUAAUGUUUGGAGGAAUCAGCAACCGCUUCAAUGUGUAUGCAGAUACAUUUUCCUCGCGAGAAACUGAGCAGUUAGUUAARUCAGGAGUCGCAGAAAGGGUCAUGAUUUUAGCUUUGACGAUGCUGGUGAAUUGUGAAAGGGCCAUUUCUGUAGAAGGCCAGAAAGUCAUUCUUCAGAACGUUUUUUCAGUGAUGCCGCCAGCUUCAUUGCCAGAACACUUGAAAGAUGCCUUCCGGAAGUUGAAUGACGCACGUUCCUUUGGCGAUGUUGUCGAGAUCUUGAAAGCAAUUCUUUCAUCAAGACGUGGAGAGAAAUUCUUCGAUUUUCGAUGGAAGGAAUGUGCUUUAGGAUUAGACCAAUUGCAUAUUGCACAGCCAUGUAACCACACUAUGAUGUUUGCAGUAGAUGUACAAGAAAUCAAGCAUAGUCUCUCUCAAGUUAACAGUACAGAAUCUCGUCUUGAGUCCCCAUCUCAUCAAAGUGUAAAAGAAGCGAAGGAAGAAGAAGAAUUCGAGGUCCAAGAAGAUUUUGACCGUGAAGUUCAGAGUUUUGCUGAUUCUGAAAGGGAAAAGGAACUGCAAGAAGAGCAAGACAAAUUACACGCAGCCAAGACAAUACAGAAAUGGUUCAGAAAAUACCAUCAUCGUAAAUUACUUGCAAUGGAAGUGGAGGAGGGUUUUGAGGGUGAUACAGAAGUUCUGCAGAGCGUUGAUCGYUUAUCGUCUCAAUUCAAGAUUGAUUCUUCUGCGUGCGCAAUAUGUGGUGAAACAUUUACAUCCGAAGAAAGCUCCUUGACACURGAAGAUCAUAUAAAAAGUGACUUGCACACCAAAGCACAACACGAAUUCCAAGAGUACAAAGACUUUUACAAUGAGAGCGUCGAAUCAGUUCUUAACCAGGCAAAGUCUCUACACCAAGAAGUCGACAAAAAUUUGGAUUUGGAUGUAGAUAUGCAAAAACUCGAAGAGAUGUCACAGAAAGCGUGGGAAAUAGCGCAGAAUAUUGAGAAAGACAGAAAAUGGAAAGAUGUGAAAGGUCUGAAACAACUUAUUCAAAAAAUAGAAAGUAAAGUACACGAUAUUCAGAAUAUGACAGCGGAAGUACAAGGACAACCCGAGGAUUAUGGUAAGGAUGAUGGUUAUGACGAUGUGGAAGAUGACGAGAUCGUAACGAAGCCAAUGCCUACAAUAAAAGACCAAAGGAAGGGAAAAGGCGGCAAAUCGAGGAACAAAAAACGUCGCAAGUAGCCAAUACAAAUGAAGAUGUGACUCUGAAAAAGAGUUUAUUUAAUUCAAAUUCGAAAAUCAUAACCUCGACUUACAAGCCUUAGAGGAACGCCCACAAGAAGACUCUGUUCCUGUUCAUAAAAACAUCACCAAUGGCGAAUUUUAGUUAAGAUUUGCUAGACGCCAUUUUGAAGUUAAAUGUAGUUGUUGAGAAAGCAGUCAAAGUUACACGGUUUCAAAAGUUAAUUUAAGUAAGUUUUUUCUGUUUUCUUGAAGUAUUAUGGCUCCUACCUUAGAGCUGAAGAUCGUAAAUUUCAAACACAAAAAUAGUUUCAGUUUGUACAUAGUUUUUAAAACACCAAAAGCUUGACUGGAUAGUCUUGGGAUGAAGUAAAUAAAAUCAAAAAUAUAUUUUA